AAAAAUAUUAAUCAAGAUCCAAAACAGCGGCUAUAAAACAAGGCCUGAUAAUUAAGUCUCUGUCACCAUCGGUAUGGCUUCGUCGAGCAGCAACAACACUCAUGGCAAAAACCUUCGGAACGCAGUGGUGGCGCUUCUCGCUCCUCUUCCUUCCAUUUUCUUCUAUCUCUCCUUCCUCCGCCAUUACUCCGCCGCAGCAGAAGCAGGUUCCCUCUCUCCUCUCUGGACUUGGUGCUAUCACCACCCUCUUCUUUUAGCCAACACCCUCUUCUUCCUCAAUGUCAACGUUCUCUUCUGGCUUAUCGGCGUCCUCCAAUCCAGCCACUGGAUGAUAGAUUUGUAUUGGACGAUGAUACCAUUGUUGCUGAUCCAUUACUUCUCAACCCACCCGCUAGCGCAAUGCAAUUCCUGGAGAUCGAGGCUCGUGAUUCUUCUGACGUGGGUUUGGUCGAUUAGGCUCACUCACAGCUACUUCCGUCGAGAAAAAUGGCAGUGGGGUGCUCGAGAAGACUGGCGAUUCAGCGAUAUGCACCAACAGUACGGCCAAAAAUGGUGGUGGAUUUCCUUCUUCGCUGUCUACCUUGCUCAGCAGGUUUUUCUGAUGGGUAUAUGCUUGCCUCUCUACGUUGUCCACUCGAAAGAUAAGCAAUUAAACAUAUGGGAUUUAUUGGCAUCGCUAGUGUGCUUGACCGGAGUAACCAUUGCAUACUUUGCCGAUACACAGCUUCACAAUUUCGUCACUCGAAACGAAAGGCUGAAGAAGCUUGGCCAAGAUUUAGUGCCGAAUCUCGACGAAGGGCUAUGGCAGUACUCGCGGCAUCCGAACUAUUUCGGGGAGCAGUUAUGGUGGUGGGGUUUGGUGAUCUUCGCUUGGAACUUGGGCUGUGGGUGGUGCUUCGUCGGAGCAUUGGUCAACAGCUUGUGCUUGGCCUACGUGACUAUUCUUGUCGAGGAACGGAUGUUGAAGCAGCAGUACAGGGCUGAGGCGUACAAGAACUACCGGAAACGAACAUCGGUCUGGAUACCUUGGUUUAAGACAUCCUUAACCGGGAAAGAGAAGGAGACUUGAUCUCAUUUAAGGUUGCUUCUGAUCCUCUAUGGAUAUGUGUUCAUAUUUACUCGCAUUUUCGUUUAGCUGUUGAAGUGUUUUGUUUGUUGUUUUGGAAAUGGAUUGAAUAAUUGUGUCAAUCAAAUGUUUGCAAUUAAACUUUUUUGUUGUAUAAAGAUUUCGUUCUACAUUGUUCGGGGUGAAAUUGUUGUCCAAAUUCAGCAGAGUAAUUUUUUUUCUUUU
Molecule: messenger RNA, 1291 nt
Organism: Erythranthe guttata (spotted monkey flower)
Lineage: Eukaryota; Viridiplantae; Streptophyta; Magnoliopsida; Lamiales; Phrymaceae
Product: 3-oxo-5-alpha-steroid 4-dehydrogenase (DUF1295)
Cellular component (GO): membrane
Source: RefSeq, a predicted model, not a curated record